UAUGUGAAAAGUUUAUAUUAAAAUCUCCUAAGAGUAUACAAUGUGUGUUAUUGACUUAAGUAUUCAUUCGACCAUUAUAUGGAGCGAGAAGGACAAAAGGCAAAUGAAACCAUAUCUGGUGUCAUAAAUGAUAACAAGAUGUGAGCAUCUCAAAUGGAAAAUAUCACAGAAAAGAAACUACCACGAACCGGAAGUGAAAGCGAGUUACUGGAGAGAUAUUUAAAAUUAAAUAAGCCGUGUACCUGCGAAAAUGGAUGUUCCUCAGAGGGAUGCAGGAAAAGUAUGGGUUACGGAGAAAGUUCAUGCGAUGGAAUCGAUUUACAUUUUAUGGAGGAUAAUAAUGCUGAUGAAGACGAUUGGCUCAGAUCUGCUCCUGUGAAGUUCAUUUCAAAUGACAUCUCCUUCAGAAACAGACUUAAGAGAUUUUUCUUGAGAAACCCCUCAACAAGAUUAGGAAGUCGUAUCUUUGACCUUGUAAUAAAAUUCCUAUUAUGUUUCCUGUACAUUAUCCGUGUGGAAUUGGAUGAUCCACAGAGUUAUGCAUGCGGUGGAAUGGACUGCAGUGUACAUAACUUAACUUUACCCAAAGAUAGCGAUGAAAUGGUGUUUUCUUCAAAUGCAAUUAAUUGGCAUGUGCUGGUAUGGGUGAGACGGCCUCUAGCAGCAUGGGUUCUACAAGUAUUUUUAUCAGUCGUAACUCUAGUCAAAGCCUGUGUAGAACUGUAUAUAGGAUCUAAAGGUAUCUGUCUCACAAAGAUGACCAGCGAUGGUUUUAUAUUAGAGUUAGUGUGUUCAGUGCCAUUGAUAGCAACAGUAUUUUACCCACCAUUAUUAAUAGAUUUAUAUGUUCCAAGUUUUCUUCAUUGUUGGUUGAUGAGAAGGUCUUGCCAGAAAUUGUUUCAUGACCUACAUCUAACCAAACAAAGAUUUCAGACUAUAUCUGUGACAUUGUCUCAACAGAUGUUGAUUUUAGUUGUUACACUGGCUUGUUUUAUAUUCACCACAAUAUGUGGUAUACAGCACAUACAGCGUGGCAGCGAGGGGAAACAGCUGUCUUUGUUCGAGUCAGUUUAUUUCGUUAUCGUCACAUUCUCGACAGUGGGUUAUGGAGAUAUUUCGCCUGAUACAUGGCUAGGACAACUUUUCAUGAUGUUUAUGAUUUGUUUUGCUUUUGCCUUUGUUCCCAGACAGAUCGAAGGAAUAACCUCUGUGUGGAGAGAAAGAAAGAAGACUGGAGGAGAAUAUAGUAGAAAUGAUGCAUUAGGUCAUCGUCAUGUGGUCGUGUUUAGUAGUCAUCUGACAGCAGACAAUGUGAUGGAUUUUCUCUUAGAAUUCUACGCACAUCCUAAGUUAGAGGAACAUGUAGUAGUAUUUGUGAGUUCUGAUGAAAAGGACAGUAACUUACAAGUUAUACUAAAAGAUCCUAAAUGGGUGAACAGAGUGGUAUAUAUCCAGGGAUCAGCUCUCAAAGAUAUUGACUUAAAAAGAUGCAGGAUACAGGAAGCAGAUGCCUGUUUUAUUUUGUCUCCAAGCCUUUGUCAGAACAGGGAGGAAGCUGAUGAGCACUCCAUUCUACGAUCGUGGGCUGUCAAAGAUUUCGCCCCUGAUUGUCGACAGUAUAUACAGUUGUUUAAAACAGAAUAUAAAAUCCAUGUCACAUUUGCAGAGCAUGUAGUUUGUGCCGAUGAGUUCAAGUAUGCCCUUUUAGCCAACAAUUGUUUGUAUCCGGGGUUAUCUACCCUUGUUACACUGCUGCUGCACACCACCACUGAACAAAUAGGAACAGAUUACAAGGAGCAGUGGCAGCAAGUAUAUGGAAGACAUGCAGGGAACCAGGUUUAUCAUAUACAGAUAUCUAAGAGUGUCUUCUUUAGAUCUUAUAUUGGUAAAUCAUUUACAGAAGCUUCUAAAGGUGCACAUAAAAGAUUUGGAGUUUGUUUAGUAGCAGUUCUAGAUAUAACAAAACUAGACCCACGACUCCAGUUAAACCCUGGACCAGAGUACAAAUUGAAGGAUACAGAUUAUUGUUUUUAUAUUGGAGAGUUUAAAGAAGAGUACUCUAAGAUAUGUCAUGAUGUUUCGUCUACUCCACACUUACAAAAGACGGAUAAUGAUAAAAGUCGCAAAAAUUUAGAUCACAUAUCUGAAGUGCUAGAAAAGUUACUACAACAUGAAUUAGAGGAAGAGAACGCUGAGGAAGAGAGUGUAUUUAACAAUACCAUCACUUUUCAGUGGGGUCAGGAAAUAGCACGUCGUGUUCGGAAUAAUUCAGAAAAAACUAACAGUAACAAUUCUCAAGAGGACUUACAAACUGACAUUAAUGUGAAUGUAAUAAACUCACAAGUUGAUACUCACAGUCAAACAGAUUCAGCCUUACCUAAAGUUCUACAGAUAUACUCUGAUAUGGGACAAGAAGAAUUUACCACUGGUUCCCCACCAACCACAUUAUAUGUGGGUAACAGAAGAACAAUGUGUCAUAUUCUGAAGAAUCCAAGACAGAAAUGUUGUCUUAAAUGGGGAGAGGACUGUGAACAUUGUUCUUAUAAAAAUGCCAAAGACUCUCGAUGGAAGAAUCAGUUGAUAAUUAUGAGUGCCUCCCAGGCAUGUGGAGGGAUACAUAAUUUUCUUGUACCUUUACGAUCUCACUAUAUCAGUAUGCAUCUACUGAGUCCAAUAGUACUACUGUUAGAAAAUGAUCCAGAAGAUUUAUUUUUGGAGACGAUUUGUGAGUUUCCUAUGGUGUACUGGAUGAAAGGAAAGAUAACAAACAUUGAUCACUUGUUGCUAGCUGGAAUACACAAGAGCAGCCAUUUUGUGAUAGUGAACAAAGAAUCAUUUGGUGAACUGGAAGAGACAAUGGUUGAUUCACAGACUAUUGUAGCUGUACAGACUAUUCUUAAAUUAUUUCCCCACACUAAUAUUAUCACAGAGCUAAGUCAGGCGACCAAUAUCAGAUUUAUGCAGUUCCAAGCCAACAAUGAAUACAACCGAUAUGUCUCUAGAAUGGAAAAGAAACUACGAGGAGGGAUGAGUUCUACUUUAUCACAUAUCUUUCGACUACCUUUUGCCUCAGGACAAGUUUUUAGUGCUAGUAUGUUAGAUAGUUUAUUAUAUCAGACAUUUGUAAAAGGUUACUUGAUCACGUUUGUCAGAUUACUACUAGGAAUUGAUGCUGAGGAGAAUUCUGGACAUCUCUCUAGUAUCCGUGUCAGAGGUGUGACAUUAGCACAGUAUCCUACGUAUGGAGAACUUUAUCAUGGAGUAGCUGCUACAACUGGGGAAAUCCCUUUUGCUAUUUAUAGAACAGAGAAAUCUCAAAGCCAAAGUAAUGAUUUAUUUACCAAUGAGCCACAAAUUACAAUGAAGAAGUUGUUUAAGUUGGAUGGCAAAGAACGUUUAAACAACAAUGGCAAUAAUCAAUCGUUCAAAAAGAAAACGGUACGACCAUCUUUCCCCAAACAGCCAUUCAUGGGCAAGGAUACUGAACAUUCUGACAUUGGUGAUUUGAUCAGGAAUAGGUUAAAGAACCUUGGAAUGAAUCCUAACGAUUACACUGAUGAUGAAGACCAAGAUGUUAUUUCGUAUGUUAUUUUGAAUCCUACGCCAAAGAGAAAACUACGAUUAGGAGAUAUUGUAUAUGUUAUACAGCCUAGCAGUAUGAAUGCUAUACCAAGUAAAAAAGGAUGGAGUACAAUAAAGACAUCACUAAUGAGAUCUUUUAGUUCGGGAAAAAGUACAGGACUGAAAACUUCAACUCAGCGUCUAUUUGCAGAAUCUCAGAAUCAAACAAUACCAGAAUCUCCCAAUGAUCAAGGGAUUCAUUUCGAGGCUAAACCAAAAAAGCAGAGAAGAAAAUCCGAUCCCAAUGCUCCCCGUCGUAUGAGUCGAUUCACAGUAGAGGCUAUAUCAAAUGUUCCAGAGACCUCAUUGUCGAAGGAGGAUUUAAACAGUGCUAGUGGUUCCAGUGUGAUUAAAGAUAAAUUUUAUUGAUGAGUCUAUUGAUUUUGAAUUAUGUGAAUUUACCAGUAUCAAAUUCAUGGAGAUAAAAUUUUUACUUUGAAAUAUAUAGGUCUGACCAAGAACUUGAGAAUUUAAUAGAUCUCUAUGGUUUUGAAUUUCGACAUUGAUGAUUGAAAUGCAUUCUGGGAAACAGUUUUUUUUUUUAAUUAAAUUUAAAAGAUGUCUGAUUAUGGAAAAGAAUACUGCUUACUAAAUUGUUAUGCAUCAAUAGGAGUCUAUUCCUAUGAGGGGGGGCAUGACCUUUACAGGACGUCUGGAUCGAGUGUUUUUAAGCUGAGGAUUUCGGGAUUGAUUCUUUUGGGAUCUGGGAAUGCUUUUUCGAAAUUACAGGGUGUCUGGAUUUAAAAUCCUUUAAAUUUGCGACCUCAGGAUUUCAUGUUUUUAAGCCCUGGAUUUUGGGGUCAGGACCCCCCCCCCCCCUGUGAUGAUUUCUAGACUUUUGUUUGAAUAAAUAGAUGUGAUGUUGAGAAUAUUUAUAUGAGUGUCAUUCUAAAAUUUGAUAUUUAACAAGUUGAAAGUGAACUUUUUAUGCUGAGAUAAAAAUGGAAUAAUCAAAAAAUGGAUUGACGAAAAAUUGAAAAUCAAAACAAGGAACCCAAAAUAUUUUUAUAAGCUUUAUACUGUUGUUGGACAGUUUUGUACUUUUUCCACUUUUAUAUUAAAAUUGCAAGUAAAUAAUUGAUUUAUAAUGUAAUUUUUGUCAUUUACAAUGAGUCAAAACCAUUGAAGUGUGUGCUUGCAAGUGAUCAAUCAUUCUUGACUCUCACAGAAGCUUUGUUUACUAAAAAUUAAAAAAAAACUAGUUAUCACAAUGAACACACAAUUGCAAAAUUGAAACAGCUUUGUUUUGCGUAGCUUUACUUUUUCUUGCCUUAAUUCUAUUUGAACUGCUCAACUGAUGCGAGUUUAACAAAAAAUAGACUAGUCUUUACUUUACCAUGUACAAUUAAAUUUGAUCAAGUGGCAUGCAUAUAGUUUUGAUUGUAAUAUUGUUAUUUCGCAAUAUUUUUUAGUAUAAAUGAAGUACAAUCAUUGGUUUAUCAUAAUCUUGCCUACAUUACAUAGUCAAUCUAACCAAUUGCAAGAAAAAAGGGGUUUAGACACAUGAUUUUGUUAGUAAUUUUGUUAUUACACAAUGUAAUAAUGUUAUUAUACAUAUACUAUUGUUAUUACACAAUAUAAGUUUGUUAUUACACAAUGUUGUUCAGAUGAAUGAUGUGCAAUCAUAUCUUUAUUUAUUGUCAUUACUGUUUAUAAAUAUAAAUGGUGUUAAACUGAUUGUGUUAACUGCAGUCAUUCCUGUAUAUAUAGUCAGUGAAGAUUUGGGUUGCAAAUUCACUAUGCCUGUACAUUGUAGAAUUAGAAAUUAGGUGCGUAUAUUAAACUGAUAAUUGUUAUUGCUUUAUAGGGGACAGGAUUCUUAUAUAAGUUACAGCUAGUCUUCCAGAGUGUGUAAUAGUAUAAAAGUUCAAACAGUUUGAUUGUUCAUUAGGUAAACUAUGAAAUUCUUUACCAACUACAAAUAUAUAUCUCAUAUCUAUUUUAAGGUAGAAUUGAUAUAUUUUCAUAAUGCUAACUUUGGAUUCAUUAAUAUUCGCUGGAUACCAGAUUGGGGUGGGGAGUAGGACCUUUAUCAAGACUCCGACUCAGGUGUUUUUAAGCCCCGGAUUGAUCCUUUCUGGAUCCAGGGAUUCUUCUUUGGAAUUUCGGGAUAUCAGGAUUUCAUGUUUUUAAGUCCGGGAUUUUGGGAUCAGGACCCCUCCUACCCCCCCCUCAAUUUUCGCGGGUAUAGGUAAAACACGAAAUUAAAUGUUCAACAAAUGACACGGUCCAUAUAGAUUUGUAUGCAGACUUCAACAAAACCACAAAAUCAAAUAUCCACAAACAUGCAAGUUUUCCUUAAUCCACGAAAAUUGGUACCCACGAAAAUAAAUGAAUCCACAGUAUUUCUGAUAAACACUUUCGUAUAAUAUGUCAACACUUUUUGUAUGAAGCUUAGACAUUAGGAAAGGGUGAAGUUUAAUAAGGUAUACAAGAGUUAUGUGCAGAAUGCAAAAAAGUUGAUAUUUUUCUAUAAUUAACAAUUGAUACUCUUUUAAUGAGUUCAUAAGCCACCUAAUAAACAAACAAACUUAUUUUUCUUUAUACACACUCAAGUUGAUCAGCUGUAAUGCAAUUUUAGGAAUAGUAGCUUUACAAAUCAUACAACCAAAAAAUGUGUGUUUAGCUUUAUAUUGUGUUGCCAAUCAGUGACAUUAUUUUGAUUUACACUUUUAAAACGAUUUAUAGCCAAUGUAAUUUUGUGUACAUAUUCAGUGUUUUUUUUAACUGUUUCUUUAUUAUUUUGUAUUGAGUAGUUUUGUUUUUCAACAAUUUUUUUUUUAAAAUGAGAAGUUUCUGACAAAAAAUUUAUGUGAGGAGAUGUCUAAAACCAUUUUGCAGUCUGAAUUAAGUACAUUUAUUUACAAAGGAGUAGGGGCAAUUAAAGGCCCUUAUUUCGCCCAAAAAUUACUGCAAAUUCAAAAGUGAUCAUACAUAUUCUUAGAUUACAGAAAACUUGGCUAAGGUAUAAGGUACUUAGAAAAACAUAACAAAUUUGACAUCGAACAAGUUACCAUGGCGACAAAUCAUGACUUAAUUUGCAUAUGUUGUUAAAUUUUUGUGAUUUUCCUUGUUUUUCAUCAAGUUUUGAGUAUAUUUUAGAUUGAAAAAGUAUGUGCGCACCCAAGAAACAACUUUAUAUUUAGUGAGAUUUUGCUAAUAGUUAUAAUAAAGCUUCUGUUAAAUUAUUUUGUUGUUUCUCGGCUGCAAAGGAUGUUUCCACAGCGGAAAUAAAGAUAGAAAGCUACAUAAAAUCUGGAUUUUUCAUAAUUUUUGUGAAAAAGUACAUAUUAUGACGUAAUUGCGACGUCAUCAGAUAAAAAUCUUUAUGUUUUUCAUUUAUAUUUUUUUAUCCUGUGCAUUUCUAAACAUUAUGUGCCAAUUUGAAAUGGUUAUCAAACAUUUUAUUUUCUUGGGCCAAAACUAGGCCUUAAUGCCCCUACUCCUUUAAACUUGCUGAAAUUCUAUACAAGACUCCUAUCAUCUUGUUUAAUGUAAUUAAGGAAUUUGAAAUUUAAUAUGUUAAAAUGGUCAUUCAUGCUGUAUUUUGUUGUACAUACGGACCUGUUGAAAACAUGCAUGCAGAAAAAUUUCUCUGCAAAUAUUACUCCAAUUUUAACCUAUUAUAAAUGAAACAGUCUUAUUAUGGUUUUUUUUCAACACUCGAGAUAUUAAUGCAUAUGAUCUUUUGAGUCUCUAGUUUUAGUAGUAUUACGAUUUUAUAUUUUGUUUAGAAACAUCAGAUUCUUGAUUAAAAUGUUGCAUUUGUUUGUUUAUGAUUAAAAGGAUUUUGUUUAUGAAUGUACUAAAUUCAAUUAAUUUGUUAUUUGUUUAUGCUUGUAAUAUUUUGUUUACGAAUGUAUUCAUAUCAAUUGAUUUGUUAUUUGUUUAUGAUUGUAAUAUUUUUGUCAUGGAAUCUAUACAUUUCAUAUUAUUUUU
Molecule: messenger RNA, 7560 nt
Organism: Mytilus trossulus (common blue mussel)
Lineage: Eukaryota; Metazoa; Mollusca; Bivalvia; Mytilida; Mytilidae
Product: potassium channel subfamily T member 1-like
Exons: 30
Coding region: 154-3990 (1278 amino acids)
Biological process (GO): potassium ion transmembrane transport
Cellular component (GO): plasma membrane
Molecular function (GO): intracellular sodium-activated potassium channel activity; outward rectifier potassium channel activity
Source: RefSeq, a predicted model, not a curated record